AUGUCCGGCGAGCACCCCACGUUUGCCAUCCCCGAGCUCCGAGCCUACAGAUGGAGCUCCAGCGAUACUGAUGAAUUCGACUUCAGCGAGGCGGUUGACAUGCCCGAAAUGCCUGUUGUCGAGGCUCACAACUCCCCCAUCGCACUGAAGGAGAUUCCCAACGACGAGAAGCUCACCGGCGUCGAGAAUUACGAGGUGUGGAAGGCCACCAUGACUCUGAAUCUCCAGGUGCUUGGCCUCAAGGAGCACUAUGACGGCACUGUCCGACGCCCCGCCCCUGGCCAUCCCGACGAGGGAAAGUUUGACGACGACCAAGCCAAGACCCUGUGCUACAUCUGGGGCGGUCUCUCUCUCCAGAUGAGGCAGACGCUUGUGCGCUCCGGCUGGACUGCCAAAUCCACGCCCCAGCAGACCUUGUACGCCAUCUUCAAGGAGGUCUCUGCGCCCGCCAUGGUUCAAACUCCUCUCACCCCCGACGAGGAAAGCGACCCCGCUGCCAGGCGUCAGCGAGCCUUAGAGGCGGAGAACUUCUGCCUCCGCGCCAGGCAGGAAAAGCUUCGGGCUGUUAUUGACAUCAUCAGGGAGCUUAUCGAGGAACAAGCCCCCCAUCUUUAUGAGACCGUCACCGACAUUGAGGACUAUAUCCUUGUCGGCGAGAGCCAGAUCUACGUCCCUACCAUGGAGGAUUACAUGUAG
Messenger RNA from Purpureocillium lilacinum, 696 nucleotides. RefSeq lists its product as uncharacterized. NCBI's taxonomy places the organism in Eukaryota, Fungi, Ascomycota, Sordariomycetes, Hypocreales, Ophiocordycipitaceae. The record is from RefSeq and is a predicted model, not a curated record.